UUCAUUGCCGCGAAUAACCUAUGGCUACUACGAUGAACUACGACGUUAUAUCUACCGUGAAUUGUAUACGCGCGGCGCCGUACACGCAAUCAUACUUCGGCUUACCGAAUAUUGGGAUUUUGCGUUAUAUAUCAAAUGGACUGUAUAGACGAUGUUUCGGCAACUAAUCGAAUCGCUUAAUCAAGUGAAAUGCUACAUCUACGCGUGUGACGACAAGUUCGCUGCUCCAUUUAAUAGGACAUUAUUUAUACGUGCUUUGGAUGGAUUGCGAGAAAGACCCCGAAUCGAUUGUGUAUUUGUGUGCGUGUAUUUUUUUUCAUCGCGCAAAAAUAAACCAAUUAAAAGUUAAACAUUAAAAGCUCAUCUGAGCAGAAAGUGUAUGGAGUAAGCACAACAAGAAGAGAAUGUAUUGUGCUUUAUGGUUUUGGCGUCGAAAGUUUUUCUUUUCGUUUGUACAUACCUUUUUGCUAAGUAUCUGUACUGCCAUCUGUGGAUGAUUCGCAUUUCGAAAAAUGCAUCACGCAUCAGCCACCAAUAAUUUCUAAAACUUGAAUAUGUAUGAUAAUUAUGUGUAUCCAAUGUCCAUUGACACAAUUCGCCACUGCACAAUGCAACAUUUCUGGCAUAUAGGAUGGCCAAAUAUAACUACCCUGCAAAAAAUACAUUCAACGUAAUUUUAUCAACAAAUCGGAACAGCAAAUAACAUAGAAUAGCAUUUCAGAAAUGGGAACACUUCCAAAAUUACCGAAUUUCAAUUUUAGACAAUAAAUUAUUGUCAAUAAUUAGAAGUUCAUGUCAUUUUACUUAUUCUAUAUCAUGGAAUUUUGAUCAAAAUCGCAAAAACGACAUUGUUUGCGAUUUCUUUCCAAACCAAUGUAGUUGGAAAGAAAUCGCAAAACUACAUACUGGAAGAAAAUGUUUAUACAUACGAUACUGCCCUCUGUGAAUGGUUCGAUUUAGGAAUGCAGCUUUCAUAGCGACACAAUGCGCAUGAAUCUCACUUACACACCAAUGCAUACAGACCCAUUCCGCCAGAGAAAAAUAAAAACAUUGAACGUAUAAUAAAUGGGCAAUGUAUGAUUUUGCACUGUUGAACACAGUGUGAGUUCAUGCGAAUGCGCAAUGACACUGUGACCGAAUGAGAAAAGGAAAAUUUUCGACCAUUCUUCGUUGAUUAGUUCGAUGAAAGUGGUAGACCAAUCAACAUUUGUUGAGCUUUUGGAAUAUUGUGUAUUUUUUGUUUUGUUUAUUUCGUUUUGAAGUAAAUGAAACAAUCGAAAUUAAAGGUGUGAAAUUACGUAGCGAAGACAGCGUCUAAUAACAAAAUUUUUAUCGAGCUUAUGUGUUGUACACCAUUUUAAUCUUGAAACCAUUUGUGUGAGACUGUGUGUUUUUCUUUUGUUAAAUAAUAUACUUCGCAUAAUUUUAUUAGAAUUGUAUCAGGAUUUGUUGUGAGCAAGAACAAAUUAAUUAAAAAUCGAACGGUUUUCGAUAUAUUUUUUCAACUAAAAAAAAUAUCCCCAUUUCAGUAACAGUUAGUUAUAAUCUUUUGCCUUACAAAAAAGAAAGAAAGAAACAAACAAACCAAACCAAGAAAGCUACCAUUCAUCUAUAAUUUUGUUUUUAUGGACGCAUUCAAGUGCAUAGAUCACUAAAUACUAGUGGAAUUUAAAAACCAAAAAAAAAAAACAGAACAAACAUAGAAAAUUGACACAAAAGUUCCAGAGUUUGAAGUAAAACCAAAAAAAAAAAUAUCUGUUUAAUAUGGCUCCAUUUAAGUUGAAGUUUCGCAUGGGAAGCGGUUCCAGAAGCAUAUCGCAGGAAAUCGAAGAGCCUGUUCAAUAUAGCAGUGUUCAGCAGCCACUGCUUAUGCGACAGUCAGCUGUUGGUGGAAGUAAUACAACACUCAGUUCCGAAUAUAAUAGCAUGAGCACAAAUAACGAUCAACACAAUUUGUUGCCAAAUACAUUUGAAGAAGAAAUAGGUUACGAAAAUCCAACCAUAAUGAGAAAUAUCACAGAUGCACAUUGUUAUCAAAAUAUGCAAACGUCUUCAUCCAAUUCAACGAUAUCUCGAAAUGAUCAAUUUCUGCACGACUGUGAGGGAAAUGUCACAUCAAAUAACAAGGAAUCUUCUAAGUACGAUGAAAAAGAGUGUACAGUUGGUGAAAAACUCUUCUUGUCCAAUCCAUCACGGUCCAAUGAGAAUUUGAUUGAUUCGACAGCCGGAUCGUGUGAUCCUCUAUUUGCAAACCAAAGCCUUGAACAGAUUAAUUUAGAAGAAAACACUUCAGUCAAUUCGACCAAUGAUGAGCAAGAGUGUCCAUCGAGUAUAGAUAAUCAAAAUUUAGUUGACGAUUGGGAUUCGCAUGAGAACCAGUUGCAAGAUAUUCAGGAUAUUCAACUCCAAACCACAUUGGACACAAUCAUCAACAAUAAAUCAUCGAAAAAAAUCUAUAAGGCCGUUGCCAAGGAAUGGGGCAUCACAUGUAAAAUGUCCGAACAGUGCCGUUGCAUAGAUUGUCAAGGCAACUAUUUUGAUUGCGAAUUUGACGAGAAUGAUCAUCAGAAGACCGAUGGUGGAUUAGGUGCAAGCACUCCCGUAUUUUUGAAUGAAGUGAUGCAUCAGUCAUCAUGCACAAUAAUAUAAAUGUCUACUAACAAAACGAAUUUCUCCACAUACAAACACACACACACACCCACACACCGCCACAUCAAUUAAAUUUUCUGAAAAUGAAACCAAGAACAACAAAACUAUAUUUUAACAAACUUAGGAGAGAUACUUUCAGUGUAACAAAAGACUACGAUUGGCACUAAUUAAACAAUAAAAUGGAAUGAGGCGACAUUUAUAGAGAAUCGGUACAUUUUAGCGAUAGUUUGAAUGAAAAUGCAGAGAAAGUCUAUCGAAACAAAAAGAAUACUAUUUUAACACUUUUUUACGUAGAAACAUUGGAAUGCAAAAGCUAUUAUUAGCAAAAACAAAAUAUGGAGUUUUUAGCGAUAUUUAUUGACUAUUUUAUGCAUGUAACAGAUGCAAAAUUGAUGUGAAUUUGCACGUACAGAUCUGAACAUCAGCAGCAACUUGAAAAAAAAAUAAAAUCAAUCGUUAUAAUCAAA
Messenger RNA from Sitodiplosis mosellana (orange wheat blossom midge), 3116 nucleotides. RefSeq lists its product as uncharacterized. NCBI's taxonomy places the organism in Eukaryota, Metazoa, Arthropoda, Insecta, Diptera, Cecidomyiidae. Bases 1765 to 2649 code for a protein of 294 amino acids. The record is from RefSeq and is a predicted model, not a curated record. The transcript is spliced from 6 exons.